AUGGAUUUACCCUGCACCUGGAUGGUGCUCCUCCUUAACCUGUGCGCAGGAGUGGGUGGCGGUGCUGUGACACACCAUGAGGGUGGACCCGUCCCUCACCUGUCCAGGGAAGACAUUUUGCUUCUGGAGGAUGAAGAGGAGCCCAGGUGUUUCACCCGGACCGAAUACGACUUCACCUGCUUCUUUGAGACCCCAGACAACAGGACAUACGACUUCUUCUACACGACUGAUGAAGAGAAGAGGUGUAACAUGACUGUCCAGAGAACAGAGGAGGGGGCAUUCCUCCACGUAUGUGUGUUCCCUCCCUCUGACACCUUCUUGUACGUCUUAACUCACCUUAAAGUGGUGGAGCCCCUUACCAGCACCACCGUAUAUACACGCAGCGUUUGUGUGGAGGACCAGGUUCUCCUGGAUCCUCCAUUGAAUGUGACCCUACACCACACGGGCCAGCCGGGACAGUUGAGGGCAACAUGUCACGUGGCUGAAGAAUGGAAAAGCAACCUUUAUUAUAGGAUUCGAUACUCCUCUGCAAGUCUGGCCGAGAAGGAAGAACAGGUGGAGGGGAACCACAGAUUCAUAUCUUUGGUACCAGGUGAGGUGGUUCAGCUUCAGAUGAGUGUCAAACAUGGUUUCACUGAAAAUGCAGGACACUGGAGCCACUGGUCCAAUCCUGCAUUUGCAAUGGUUCCUCAAAGUGCAGAUGAUAUUUCACUGCAGUGCUUCACCGCUGACCUGCAAAAUAUCACCUGCCAGUGGAAUGAAGGCACUUAUGAGGACUUGACCUACAAACUCUUCUACAAGAUCAAUUUCAGGUAUCUAUACAUGAGGCUCUCCUGUGACGUGUCUGAUAGUGAGACCUCUGACUGGACGGAGUGCUGGACACAGGAGAACCUGACUGACCUCUGCUGUUUUGACGCGGAUGGGUCAAAGAUUAUCCAGGUCAAACUCGGCACCGGUCCCUCUCCGGCUCCCCUGAGCAGAACCUUCUACACCGAGCCCUUCACUGUCAGCAACAGCAUCAAAACAUCCCCACCAAGACAUCUGAGAGCUGUGUUGGAGACAGGCAGGUUGUGUUUAUUGUGGGAAGCCCCUCUUCACAUCCUGUCUGCUCACCUGCAGUACCAGAUUAGCUACCAGCCAACAGAGGAUGGCCCGUGGAUGACAUUGUCUCUGAAAGGUCCGGAGACGGAGACGUGUCUGGAGGUCCCGAACCAAAGUCACUACAGCGUCCAGGUCAGAGCCAGGCCUAAUGGGUCCAUCUAUGCAGGCCACUGGAGUGACUGGUCACAUAGGCUUAAUGGAACUAUUCCCAGUGACAUUGGUUUCCUGCUCAUCGCUUGUAUCCCUGUCAUCAUGUUGGUUAUGGCUGUUGUCAUCAUCUCCUUGUUCAGCAGGUACCUCAGUACCCUUAAGCAGUAUCUGUGGCCACCAGUUCCCAACCUUGACAAGGUCCUGCAAGGCUUUCUGACAGAGCUCAACAGAGAAACAUGGGAUCCCUCGCUCACAGCCAAGCAGUGCUCAGAGGAGACCCCUGCGUCUCUGGUGGAGGUCAUUUCGGAGGAGGAGGUGUCAGAAUUAGAGAAGCUGUCGAGGGAUACCGGCCAGCUCUUGUCCCCAGCGAGAGGCUCCUCCGGCAAUGAGCAGGUCGACGGGGGGCUUAGACUGGAGGUCAGUCCAGACUACGUGACGCUGAGUUCCUACAACGUUGUCCCCGGUCAAAAGGGAAACAAGUACAUCUACGAGCAGUUCAGGGAGUGCGAAAGCCUGGCGGUGAGAGGAAAGGUUCUUCCAAUGGCCGGUCGCUGCUCUUGCAUUGGCCGGUCCUCCCAUUUCCCAUCAUGCAUCAGCACCGACAUCCUCAACCAUUCCUACUUGCUGCUGGCCAAGUCAGUGGACAGACUGGACUACCGGGCUUCCACCUCAUCGCAAUUGGGCAACAUUUACACUAAUUUGGAGUGUGCAGCCGGUACAGAUCGCUAAUCUCAAGUCUGAGGUCACAUUGUGUGUGUUUUCAAGCAAAGUAACUAAGAGAUCAACAGAUGUUUGUGUCACAACAGAUGUAGGAGAUUUUAUUUAGCCUCCCAUUUAGAUGUAUAUAUCAAGUGGUAAAUGAAAUACAUAUAUACCCAUUCACCACCACGUUCUUUAAAUGUAAAUGUAUGUGUAAAUAGUAUAUCCAUUUAUGGUCUCCUCUGUUUUUAUAACAAAGUAUUAACAGCUCCUCUAUGACUUAUAUGACUUUGCUGUGGGAUUCACGUCACCGGACAGCAUCUCUGUAUCAUUUGGCGCCUGGUGAGUCUCAGACAUGCAUCAUAUUAUCUUCCCUGUUCCCUCCCACCUCUAUGCUGUCUAAUGAAGUCGAGAUGUACAGCAUAGAACGUAUAGAAAGGGGGUUUAUUUGAUUCAUAUCAAAACUGAGAUGUUACAAAGCGUACCCCCCCCUUUUCUCCCCAAUCGAAUUUGGCCAAGUACUCCACUCUUCUGGGCCGUCCUGGUCUCUGCUCUACCCCCUCUGUCGAGCCCGGGGAGGGCUGCAGACUACCACAUGACUCUUCCGAUACAUGUGGAGGCGCCAGCCACUUCUUUUCACCUGACAGUGAGGAGUUUCACCAGGGGGGGCGUAACAUGUGGGAGGAUCACGCUAAUCCCCCCAGUCCCCCCCCCCCCCCCCGAUCAGAGGAGGCGCUAGUGCAGCGACCAGGACACAUACCCACAAGCCGGAGGUAACACAGGGAUUCAAACUGGCGAUCCCCGUGCUGGUAGGCAACGGAAUAGACUGCUACGCUACCCGGACGCCCACUAGGUGGAUUUAAAGCACCAGAGUGCGCAGGACAGUUUCUUCCUACAGUUGGCAGAGUUUUGUGAGUUGAUCCAGGAGAAAAAAUUGGUCAGAAACAUGUCUUUCAAGAAAAACGCAAUAUAAAUACACGGUGUACAAACGAACAAACAAACAAAAACCUUGUGUUCAUAGUGUUGUAACAUUAACCAAACAGGGAUAAGAUGGCUUGAUGCACGUCUGUAAAAACUGCACAUAUUUCUGUGUAUAUUUUCUCUCGUUUCCUGGAUUGUGAACUCGAGGUGCUGUUUAAAGACAUCACAAGGGUGAGUCCAGGCGACGACACACAACUCAAAAUGCCAUUGGUUAAAAUUCUGCUCAUGAGCUCUAAUUCCAGGGUCCUCCGUUUCACUUGUACCACCAGGGUCUUGAUGUAUACUGUCUGCUAAGCC
Lampris incognitus (smalleye Pacific opah) is the source of this 3228-nucleotide messenger RNA. RefSeq names its product MPL proto-oncogene, thrombopoietin receptor (gene mpl). Gene Ontology annotation, cellular component: external side of plasma membrane. Bases 1 to 1980 code for a protein of 659 amino acids. Lineage: Eukaryota; Metazoa; Chordata; Actinopteri; Lampriformes; Lampridae. Gene Ontology annotation, molecular function: protein binding; cytokine receptor activity. The transcript is spliced from 12 exons. Gene Ontology annotation, biological process: positive regulation of cell population proliferation; hemopoiesis; cytokine-mediated signaling pathway. The record is from RefSeq and is a predicted model, not a curated record.